GUCAUCUCCAACCAGGGCUUCAGACCUCACACCCGCGGAUGUCACAUGGACACUUUGUUUCCGAUUAUUACACAACUGUAACAAAGUUACAAGUGAAAUGCGACUUCCUGUCCAGAGCUUCUAGUGCAAGCUGCUAUACCCUUGGCUGGAGGUCUCCGGGGGGUGCACACAACACAGCGACUUUAGUGGCUCCAGAAGAUGAGAAGGUCCCAUGUUUGGAAAGUUCUAUGUGCAGUGUGUUUUGGCCUGUGCCUGGCGGUCACGGUCCUCCGCGGUCCCGCUGACGUCCAGUGUCCGGACCCAUCGAACCCCUACCUCCAGAGAAGAGAAGUAGAGGACAACCGCUUGUUCGAUGUGAACCGGGACGCUCUGCAAAGUCUUGACAUCCCCUACAAAUAUCUGCUGGGUUCUCAGUCUGGAACAAAAAGAUUCCUAUCCAUUGGUAUAUCUUCUGUGAAGAGAAAGAAAGAAAGUUACCUGCUGGACACAAUCCAGUCAAUCUUCAUCCACAGCAGCCAGAGCGAGCGGGAUGAAUUGGUGGUGGUCAUCUACCUGGCGAACACAAAGUACACCGAUAACCAGGACACCGCAGAGGAAAUAAAGAAGCAUUUUGCUGCAGAGAUUGCUGCGGGUCAUCUGAUGGUCAUCAGCAGCUACAUCAAUGCCUACCCGCCUCUGGACGGCUUAAAGAGAAACUAUAAUGACCAUCCUGAAAGAGUGAGGUUUCGCUCCAAGCAGAAUGUGGACUAUGCCUUCCUAGUCAACUUUUGUGCCAACAUGUCUCAGUAUUAUCUUAUGUUAGAGGACGAUGUGACUUCUUCUAGGAACUUCCUUUCCUCAAUUAGGAAAUAUAUCGAGCAGUACACCUCCCCAUGGACUACUAUAACCUUUUCUAACUUGGGAUACAUCGGAAAGCUGUACCACAACGAGGACCUUCCAAAACUGACCCGCUUCUUGCUCCUCUUCUACGACGAGAUGCCAUGCGAUUGGCUUCUAGACCUGUUUUACCGAUCCAAAGCUCAAGGGGGCAUUAUCCGAUACAAACCGUCUCUCUUCCAACAUAUAGGAACAUUUUCCUCGUUUCAGGGAACAUACAAUAAACUGAAAGACAAAGACUUUGUAGAAGUUGUGAAUCCAUUCGGCGACCAACCUCUGGCCUCUUGCUUCACGGAUAUUAAGGUCUACAAAGAUAACACUCCAGAUAACAUUUGUUCUCCGGGUCCCAGCUUCUUCUGGGGAAUUGAAAUCGACUCUGGCAAAUAUUUCACAAUGGUUUUUCAAAAACCAAUUGACAUUCAAAAAAUUGCCAUAAUCACCGGGACUCCAGAACAUCCCAAGGAUACGCUGAAAUUGGGUAAUGUUCAGAUAGGACGACAAAAGGAGCAGAAAGGAGAAACCUGCAAAACCUUUACAAACAUUGGCCAGUUUGGAAAUGGAACAUUUGUACUUGAAAAUAUAGACCACGCUACAGGAGCAUUGAUAGACUGCCUUAAAAUUCAGGUUUCUGCUCCCCAGGCUGACUGGCUAUUGAUACAAAAAGUAGGUAUUUGGGUCAGGAAGGAGAAGAUACAGAAUGGCACCUCGUCUCAUGAUGUUUCGGUCUCUAGGGUCUGAAGAUAAAACUAGCUCCUGUAUAGUUGAUCACUAGUGUUGAGCGAACUUGUGUUUUUAAGUUCGGCGUCUAAAGUUCGGGUUAUUGGAGUAUCCCGUUAGGGAUUCCGCUACCACAGACCAUAACGGAAUUUAGAAUCCAUAACGGGAUACUUCGAUAACCCGAACCUGAACUUUAGACGCCGAACUUAAAACCCGAGUUCGCUCAACACCAUUGAUCACAUUGUAUGGAAUGAAUCCACUCCGGCUCUAUCCAGGACUUUCCGGGAUCCUCAUGGCUACCCUGCCCGACAUCAGAAUACAGACCAUGCUGUGACCAUCCGAAACACCUCCUAGCAUUUGUCAAGAAUUCGAAGCCGUUGGCAGAACUGAGUGACUAUGCUUUAUGUACAUAAAACUGCAAAGCACCUUAAACCCCCCAAGAGGUGGUCGCGCUGCCACUUCUAGGCUGUAGCGGCUGCACGACCACCUCUUUUGCGUAAACUACUGUUUGAUGUGAAUCGAGCCCACUUUACACGGAGGUCUGCGACGCCGAUAGAAGAUCUUCAUAACGCAGUGGUGAACUAUAAUUUAUUUAGUUUUUUUUGUUUUAAUUUAUUGCGGCUAAUCAGGCGGCAGCGCAUGAUUCUGUUUUUACCACAUUCCAGGAACCUUUUUUUCAUUGAUGUUGCUGUGCCAGGUAUCGACAUAAUAAACCAUCAGCCUUUGAGUUUUUUUUUACUUUUAAACUGUUUU
This is a messenger RNA of Bufo gargarizans (Asiatic toad), 2346 nucleotides long. Its product is annotated as alpha-1,3-mannosyl-glycoprotein 4-beta-N-acetylglucosaminyltransferase C-like. The record is from RefSeq and is a predicted model, not a curated record. The transcript has 5 exons. NCBI's taxonomy places the organism in Eukaryota, Metazoa, Chordata, Amphibia, Anura, Bufonidae. Gene Ontology annotation, biological process: protein N-linked glycosylation. The coding region runs from base 199 to 1614 and encodes 471 amino acids. Gene Ontology annotation, molecular function: acetylglucosaminyltransferase activity.